Sabethes cyaneus is the source of this 339-nucleotide messenger RNA. RefSeq lists its product as uncharacterized. The record is from RefSeq and is a predicted model, not a curated record. The transcript has a single exon. Bases 1 to 339 code for a protein of 112 amino acids. Lineage: Eukaryota; Metazoa; Arthropoda; Insecta; Diptera; Culicidae.
AUGAAGCAAGUCGUUGUAAGUGUUGUAGUCGCGGUAGCCCUUUUUGGGGUUAUUCAAGCCUCGGACUUGAUCCUGGGAACGAUCAACUCCGGUGAUCGUGUGCUGCACUCUCAGGGUUAUUCUGCCCCGGGGAUAGUUAAUCAGACGGUGAGCCGACUUGUGACCUAUAAUGGAGCGUAUAACAUCACUGCGAUUCGAGCGUACGAUCGAUCAGCUAACCGCACCGGGAUGUCUUCUCUGCAAGGUGGUGGUCUAGGACAACGUAAUGCAUCUAUUCUGCUGGCAGGAUACAGGACCGGAAUUGGCUAUGACUAUUUAGUGGAAAUUUACGGUCGAUAA